AGGGCUGUCAGUGGGGAGGAGAAGAGGAAGAGGAGGAGCUGGUUGACAGUCUGUGGAGCUUUCUCCUUGCCUCUGAGAGCCACCACAUUCCAUUUGGAACCUUGGCACUUUCUUUGCUCGAAGUGAGUGUCGGGCAGGCGGCAGCAUGCGGCCCCUGAUCCGGACAGGCUGCAGACUGCUUCUCGCCGCCUAUAAACCACCCGGCGUGGAGGCAGGACACCGGAAUAUACGAGUCCACAGCGUGUACGCCUCAGCUUCCGGACAUUGGGUGCCACCUAGUGGACAUGACACAGGAAUCCGCGUUUACAACAGUCUAAGCAAAAAGAAGGAACCGCUGAUACUACAGAACCCAACACUUGCAACAUGGUAUAGCUGUGGACCCACAGUGUAUGAUCACUCACAUCUUGGGCAUGCAAGUUCAUAUGUUCGAAUGGACACUAUUCGUAGAAUUCUAACCAAAAUCUUCGGAAUCGAUGUUGUCAUGGUGAUGGUUAUUACUGAUAUUGACGACAAGAUAAUCAACAAAUCCAAUGAGCUGAACAUAUCCCCUUUGGCCCUGGCUCGUGUUUAUGAGCAGGAGUUUAAACAAGACAUGGCAGAACUGAAGGUUCUUCCACCCACUGUAUAUAUGAGGGUUACAGAGCAUAUUCCACAGAUCAUAUCUUUCAUACAGCAGAUUAUUGAUAAUGGUCAUGCCUAUACUACACCUCAAGGAAACGUGUACUUUGAUAUUGAGUCAAUUGGAGAAAGAUAUGGAAAAUUUACGGGUGCACUGACAAACGUUGGAAGUGAAUCAGCUGCAAGUGAUAAGCGACAAAUCCGAGAUUUUGCCUUGUGGAAAUCGUCCAAAUCUGAAGAGCCAUUCUGGGUUUCUCCAUGGGGUAAAGGAAGGCCUGGCUGGCAUAUUGAAUGCUCCACAAUUGCAAGUUCUGUGUUUGGUAGACAUCUUGACAUCCACACUGGUGGGAUUGAUCUAGCAUUCCCGCAUCAUGAAAAUGAAAUUGCACAGUGUGAGGCAUAUCAUCAGUGUGACGGGUGGGGGAACUAUUUUCUUCACACUGGGCAUUUGCAUUUGAAAGGAAAUGAAGAAAAAAUGUCCAAGUCCUUGAAAAACUACAUAACUAUUAAGGAAUUUUUAAAGUCAUUUUCACCUGACCAGUUCCGAAUGUUUUGCCUGCGCUCUAAGUAUGGAUCAGCUGUGGAAUACAGUAAGGAAUCCAUGCAAGUCUCCAUAAGCACUUUGCAGAUUAUCGCAUCUUUCAUUGAUGAUGCACAGGCCUAUGUGAAGGGUCAGCUGAUAUGUGAGCCUGUGCAGGAAGCCAUACUUUGGGAAAGCCUGAAUGAAACAAAAGUAAAUGUUAAAGCUGCAUUCGCUGAUGACUUUGACACCCCGCGAGCUGUCGGUGCUGUUAUGGACCUCAUUCACCAUGGCAACAGACAACUUAAGGCUGUUUCCAAGAACACCAGUGACAUGAACUCUGCUCGAAGCACACUAGUUUACAGUGCCAUAAUGUCUUACAUAGAGCAGUUUUUGGAUACAAUGGGAAUUUCCUUGAAGCACAAACAGAUUGCUACAGAAGACAGAAGCUCUGCUGCUUUCAUAAAUGUUGUUGAAGAACUUGUUGGCUUUAGAAGCAAAGUGCGCAAUUAUGCCAUCAAUUUAAAUGACUCUGUGCCAGAGGAUGUAGACGAAGGGACACUAUCCAAAGAAGAAAGAGAGCUACAGAAGGAAAGGAGACGUCGGAUAUUAAAGGAGAGACAGCCUCUGUUACAGGCCUGUGAUGUACUACGACAGAAUUUAGCUGGCUUUGGGGUGAAUGUUAAGGACAGGGGUAAUACCUCUACGUGGGAGCUACUGGAUCAUAAAGAAGACCUCUAGUAUUUGUGUUAUUGUAGAAUUGUUAAAAUGUUUUCAAAUAAAUAUUAAAAUGAUCUUUUUCUUUA
This is a messenger RNA of Pelobates fuscus (common spadefoot toad), 1944 nucleotides long. RefSeq names its product cysteinyl-tRNA synthetase 2, mitochondrial (gene CARS2). The transcript has 15 exons. Gene Ontology annotation, cellular component: cytoplasm. Gene Ontology annotation, biological process: cysteinyl-tRNA aminoacylation. Lineage: Eukaryota; Metazoa; Chordata; Amphibia; Anura; Pelobatidae. Gene Ontology annotation, molecular function: ATP binding; cysteine-tRNA ligase activity. The record is from RefSeq and is a predicted model, not a curated record. Bases 146 to 1879 code for a protein of 577 amino acids.